AAGACCCAAUCACAAGCAUCCACUUCCUUUGCUCGCCUUUUCUCUGCCUCCAACGGUGGAGCCGGAAUAAAACUCCGGCCACUUCGCCAUCCGCCGGAAUUUGAUACUUCUCCCCUAUAUACUCACGCUACCUUCCACCUCCCCCUUUUACUUCUCUCCCUCGCCUUCUUCGCCACCAGCCAGCCAGCUCAGGUGGGCAGGCAGCGCCGCAGCGGCCAAGAUGAUGGCGGAGGCGUGGACGCAGGUGCUGCUGCCGUCGACGGCACCCUGCUUCUCCGGGCAGCCGUCCUGCUUCUGGCAGGACCGGCUCGCGGAUUUCGGAGGGAUAGGGGACGAGUGGACGGCGGAGGAGAACAAAUUGUUCGAGGAGGCGCUGGCGCGGAUCGACCGGAACGCGCCGGACAAGUGGGAGAGGGUGGCGGCGAUGCUGCCCAGAAAGACGGUCGUGGACGUGGUGAACCACUACCACGACCUCGAGUACGACGUCGGCUUCAUCGAGGCCGGGCUCGUGCCGUUCCCGCACUACAGCAGCUCGCCGCCGUCGUCCGGGUUCACCCUGGAGGAUUGGGACGGCGGCGACGGCGGGUUCAGACGCGGCUACUGCCUCAAGCGCGCGCGCGGCCCCGACCAGGAGCGGAAGAAGGGCAUCCCCUGGACGGAGGAGGAGCACAAGUUGUUCUUGAUGGGGCUCAAGAAGUACGGGAGAGGGGACUGGAGGAACAUCUCGCGCAAGUACGUGACGACCCGGACGCCGACGCAGGUAGCGAGCCACGCGCAGAAGUACUUCAUCCGGCUCAACUCCGGCGGCAAGGACAAGCGCCGCUCCAGCAUCCAUGACAUCACCACAAUCAACCUCCCCGACGAGGACCGCGGCAACGCCUCGCCGUCGCCGCCGUCCGCGGCCACCGCCGCCACCAACCCCUCCGUCGCCGACCAGUUCGCCGCCCUUGUUGACGCGAAGCCCUUCAUGGCGCCGCUCCCGGGCGCGCUCGGCGUGGCGCACCCCUACGGCAACGUGAAGCUCGAGCCCAAGAGCGCGCUCGUGGCCGGCCUCGGCUUCGACGACUCAAUCCUCGUGCAGAUGCAAUGCGCGGCCCAGUUGUGACGGGCGGUUCUUGGCGCGGCAAGAACCGCACGGAAGAAAGAACGGCUCCCGGUCGUCAGGGAUGGGCCAGGUCGCAGGUCGUCGUCGUGCUAGGCUUGGUUGCAGAGUUAUGGGGUAUCAAUCAGAUGGCACGUCCCGUGUGGAGAUGAGAGUGACAGAGUCUCGUCGUCGAGCUGCCACCCUCCUAUGUCCAGCAGCUCCGAGUGACUGUGAUCAUUGCGAACCAAGAGGCCAUGAGCGUGCCACUCCAGCGUCCAAUUUCAGUUCAGUGUACAUAAAUGCAACCACGACUAUAGGGCCCAAGAAGAACUUCCGCUGUACCGAAUAAGCAUUCGAUGAAGCCUUUGGUUUGUUUCCAGCGUCACCACCGGCGGCUUGGAUCAAGGAUUCAGGAUCACCGGGUCUGAAGAUUUCUAUACCGGUCUGUUCAUGUAUUGUUGGUGUGUAACGGUAGCACUCCUAUCCUAUGGAGAUGGAGUAGCACUUGAGCAGAGUGUGUGAUGCUUGUAACUUGUAAGGUCUCGCAAGGUUUUUGUCCGCCAAUGUUGCACUGCCAUAAGAUCUUCGGCAGCAUGUCGUCGCUGUAGAAGCAAUAGGAACCUGAAAUGAAACACAGCCGCGAUCCGGCUGGGGAUCGGUCGGUCUCACUCUCA
Setaria italica (foxtail millet) is the source of this 1758-nucleotide messenger RNA. Its product is annotated as transcription factor DIVARICATA. Gene Ontology annotation, molecular function: DNA binding. The transcript is spliced from 2 exons. Lineage: Eukaryota; Viridiplantae; Streptophyta; Magnoliopsida; Poales; Poaceae. The coding region runs from base 221 to 1105 and encodes 294 amino acids. The record is from RefSeq and is a predicted model, not a curated record.